Messenger RNA from Morus notabilis, 1308 nucleotides. Its product is annotated as probable WRKY transcription factor 70. NCBI's taxonomy places the organism in Eukaryota, Viridiplantae, Streptophyta, Magnoliopsida, Rosales, Moraceae. Gene Ontology annotation, biological process: regulation of DNA-templated transcription. Gene Ontology annotation, molecular function: sequence-specific DNA binding; DNA-binding transcription factor activity. Bases 120 to 1118 code for a protein of 332 amino acids. The transcript has 3 exons. The record is from RefSeq and is a predicted model, not a curated record.
UUCUUUACAUGUAUAAAAGGACAUCUUUCCCUAUUAUCCAUCUUUGGCUCAGUUUAGUAGCAAAAGUUCUAUUUCAUAUUCAGUUUUACCCCCAUUACUUUCCAACAUAACAUUACAAUAUGGCUUCUUCUCCUUUGCCUGAAAAUGUGCUCUCCGGUCGGCAAAAGCUGAUCGAUGAGCUUGUUCAAGGUCGCGAAAUCGCCAAUCGACUCCAAACUUUGCUUUCCCAGCCGGUUGGCGAUGAUGGGUCGUUGGUAAAUUCUGCGGAAGAUCUGGUUUCGAGGAUAAUGGAGUCGUUUACGAAUACCCUUUUCAUGUUGAACAAAAACGGCACUGUUGAGGCCGUCCUUUCUCAGAUUCAGGCGGCCGCGGCCACUAGUUCUCGCGUCGAUUCGCCGUGUUUGGAUGGUCGGAAAUCUGAGGAUUCCGGGGAAAGUUGCAGGAGUGUUUCCACUACUUUGAAAGAUCGGAGAGGUUGCUACAAGAGAAGGAAGGCUGCCCAUACCUGGCAAAGAGAAACUUCAACUUCGAUUGAUGAUGGGCAUGCAUGGAGAAAGUACGGACAAAAAAUGAUUCUCAAAGCCAAACAUCCCAGACACUACUAUAGGUGCACUAACAAGUAUGAUCAAGGAUGCCAAGCAACCAAACAAUUCCAGAAAAUUCAAGACAAUCCUCCAAUCUUCAGGACAACAUAUUGUGGGCACCACACAUGCAGAAACCUCCUUAGAGCUCCUGAACUCGUCUUUGAUUCUACUAGUCCUAACCAAGACUCUUCUCUUCUUCUUAGCUUCAAAGACUCCAAUAAUCUCAAUAACCUCACACCCCAACAAGCACAUCAUUUUUUCUCAUCACUCACUUCUGUAAAACACGAGGAAUUCAAGGAUAUUGAGCCUGCAUGUAAUAGCAGCGUAACUGUAGCCGGUCAGAAGAACCAAUCAUCCUCCUCUGAUUAUAUUGUCUCCUCUGAUCAAUAUCAUGAUGAUGAUCUGACGGCAUUUGAUCAAUCUCCGGGGCACAUGACGGUGAUGUCAUCAAAUUUGGACUCUGAUAUCCAUGGGGAUGUAAUUUCUGGGGUGAUUUCCUUUGAUGAUGAUGUCUUGCAACACUUGAAUUUUUGAUAGUUUUUCUUUUUUCUGGACUUGUUAUUAGAUUUUUAUAAUAUAUACUAGCUUUGUAAUUUGGUACUAUUGCAGAAGAAUUAUGUAGUUUUCUCUCUUUAUCUCCUCCAAGGAUCUUGUGUGAUAUUGUGUAGAAACAUUAGUGCAUUAAUCAAAUUAGAAUAAUAUGUAAUCUUUUUUUUGUUUUCCA